AUGGUCAACAUGAUGGGGUGCCGCCAUCUCGAAAACUCGGUCCAGAAGAAACCUCAACAAGGAGCGAAAGACAGGAUGCCACGUCGGGUCAACGUCGUAGCUGCGGCCAGCUAUGUCCGUAAAAUCUUCGAGAGCAAACGGCUUGCCUACAGUAUCAUGGGCGGAUUCCAGAUGUCUUGCUUGGGCAAUGGGCGUGAAGUAUCAGACGUACAGAUUGCCUAUGACGACAGAGACUUUGACCGCAUCAAGAAGAAGCUCGAGGCAGACCCACGUGUCCAACUUCCUGCGGGCAUGAACCCAUUGACCCCGUCCAAGAUACUGGUUCAAACAGGACCCCGGUUUAAGGAUAUAGCAUGCACUGGCUCCGUAACAAUCGAAGUCUAUCUGCUGCCACCAGGUGAGUAUUUUUGCAAGCUUGCGGUGAUUACAAACUAA
Molecule: messenger RNA, 435 nt
Organism: Exserohilum turcica Et28A
Lineage: Eukaryota; Fungi; Ascomycota; Dothideomycetes; Pleosporales; Pleosporaceae
Exons: 2
Coding region: 1-435 (144 amino acids)
Source: RefSeq, a predicted model, not a curated record